This is a messenger RNA of Larimichthys crocea (large yellow croaker), 1917 nucleotides long. RefSeq names its product sirtuin 4 (gene sirt4). The record is from RefSeq and is a predicted model, not a curated record. Gene Ontology annotation, cellular component: mitochondrial matrix. Gene Ontology annotation, molecular function: histone deacetylase activity, NAD-dependent; NAD+ binding. The transcript has 4 exons. NCBI's taxonomy places the organism in Eukaryota, Metazoa, Chordata, Actinopteri, Sciaenidae. Bases 131 to 1063 code for a protein of 310 amino acids.
UAUGUCCUGUUGCUGUGCGUCAAAGGUUCCGCUAUUAUAUCAGCCUGUUGUUGGCAUGUUAUUCAAGCUGCUGACAGUUUGUCGCUGCAGUAACAUUUCACUGUCGCUGCCGCAGUAAGUCACUCAUAAGAUGAGACUACCGCAGCGGACCGUGACUCUGCUCACAGCACCUGUCAGGUCGGCCUCCUCAGUCCCUGCAGGCGUGUUGAGUUUUGUCCCACCCUGCAGCACCACUGAUGCCCACUCUCUGGAGCUGCUGCAGGACUUUGUGUCCCGAGCCAGGCGUCUCUUUGUCAUCACCGGAGCAGGACUCUCCACAGAGUCCGGGAUCCCUGAUUACAGAUCAGAGGGGGUCGGGCUGUAUGCUCGCACCGACAGACGACCCAUGCAGCAUGCAGAGUUUAUCCGCAGUGCAAAGUCCCGUCAGCGAUACUGGGCCAGAAACUUUCUAGGAUGGCCGCAAUUCUCCUCCCAUCAGCCAAACUCUGCACACAAGACGCUGCGGCGGUGGGAGGAGAGAGGCAAGCUGCACUGGUUGGUCACACAGAAUGUGGAUGCUCUGCAUUCAAAGGCAGGACAGAAAGGACUGACUGAGCUCCACGGCUGCACCCACAGGGUGACGUGUCUCGGCUGUGGUGCCAUCUCAGCAAGGGAGGAACUCCAGGCUCGAUUUGUAGCUUUAAACCCGGAGUGGAGAGCGCAGGCAGGCGGUGUGGCUCCAGACGGUGAUGUGUUCAUAGAGGACGAGCAGGUCCAGACUUUCAGAGUCCCCUCCUGUGAGAACUGCGGAGGGAUCCUGAAGCCGGAGGUCACGUUCUUUGGAGACACUGUGAACAGAGAGACGGUUCAGUUUGUGCACGACAGACUGUCGGAGUCGGAUGCGGUGCUAGUCGUGGGCUCAUCGUUACAGGUAUACUCAGGAUACAGAUUCUUAAUGGCAGCAGGUGAUAGAAAAAUGCCAAUCGCCAUCCUGAACAUUGGGCCCACGAGGGCAGAUCACCUGGCCGAGCUGAAAGUGAGUGGCCGCUGUGGUGAAGUGCUGUCAGUCAUUCAACCCCUCUGAUGGUCGUGCCGUACGGUUUGAGGAAGAAAGACUAGUCAAAACUACCUCAUGUUUACACAGGUGAACACUUUACUGUAAGGAUGACCGCCUCAGCUGACAUAUGAGGAGCAACGAGCAUCUAAACUUCUCUGCCAGGAGAAUUCACGCACCUAUUUUAUGCACAACAGUUGAAGAUGUUAAUUGUCCUACACAGGGAAGUAUGCCGUCUUUGCACGCAACAAAUUGGUAUCAGGGGGGUCAAUAUCUUGAUCCAGCAAAAACAACAGAGACACGUCUGACUGCUGGUUUGAGUGUCAUAGAAUAUGUGCAGUAGAUGAUACAACAUGUGUGGUUCAGAGUCUCGAGGCUCUAAGAUGAAAGCUUUGAAAUGAGGAGUUAGCCACAUGGGUUGUGUCUGUUCACUGUUGUACACUGAUGUUGCUUUUAUUUAAAUGAAAUGAGCUAUAACAAACACUGUAUUAUAACGAAAAGUUGUUGUUUGUGAACAUGGAAUUGCAAGCUGUUAUUGCAUCAAAGCAAACAUAAUCGUGGAACAUAAGACACAAUAGAAAAUGUGAAGUUUUGGAAACUAAUUCAAGAGAUUAUACAAAUUAUGGUGCAGUCAGCUGCUUUUAAAGGGUGUGUGUGAUUAGUCUCAUGUUUUUAUAUAAUGGUGCUGAGAUUGUUUGUUUGUAUGCAUUUUAAAUGCUAACAUACUGUAGUCUAAAGAAUGGACCUUAUAUUACAUUUUUUUAAACAAAUCAAUCUAACUGCAAAGUAAGACGCUUGAGACUACAGACUGUUUUUGUUCUUUCAAGAAGCAGAUCUGGUUUCACCUCAAACUGAUGCAAAUAUUUGAAAUAAACUGACAAACG